AUGAUCGACGAGGAGAGAAAGAGACUGCGAACAACAAGAAGAGAAAAAGAAGAAGAAGCGCAUCGACGAGGAUCUUUUUCUUCUUCCUCUCCCGUGCUUCUUCUCUCUCCGAAGAACUUCUCCACGACCAGCGCGUGUGGGUUUUUUUCUUCCUUCUCUUCUUCGUGUUUGCAGUCGCCGACGACCGGGAGAAUACACCACCAAAACCGAACACGACGACGACGAAGACAACACCAAAGAGAAGACGACGAAGACGACGAAGACGACGAAGACGAACGAGGGAGGAUUAGUUUGCUCUUGCCGUUCCACGAUGACGAGGACGAGGAGGACGAGCCUUCUUCUUUGUGCGCCUCUUCCUCCUCGGAGGACGAGGAAGAAGACCAAGAAGACCAAGAAGAAGAAGAAGAAGAAGACUCUUUGAGCAAAAGAGUUUUCUCGCCUUUGCUGUAUUUUUACGAUAGCAAUAAAACGCUCUCUGAGAAAGAAGAAGAAGAAGAAGAAGAAAAGGACGAAGGCGAACCAGACCAACGAGAAGAGAGAAUGGCAGGAGUUUCUACGACAAGAACAACAUCUCGAGAUGCCGCGACUCUGGUGUACUUGCGAGGCAACUCUUCGAAGGAGAACGCGGCGAGUUUUAGAGUCGUCGUUCUCACAACCGAUGGGAAAACGAGCGAUGAGAUGCGGUGGCGCAAGUACGGACAAAAGUUUGUUAAAGGAAGCAAAUAUCCUCGUAGCUAUUAUAAGUGUACUUCUAUCUCGAACAUGAACAUUCAAAAGCACGUGGAAGAAGUGGACGACAACGGGGGACAAAAAAUAUUGGUAACGUUUCACACGCAAUCACUCGAUUUUGCAAAGGAUUUGGAGCGGAGAAUACCCGGCAGCGCUCUAAUAAUGCCAACAGAUUAA
Molecule: messenger RNA, 906 nt
Organism: Bathycoccus prasinos
Lineage: Eukaryota; Viridiplantae; Chlorophyta; Mamiellophyceae; Mamiellales; Bathycoccaceae
Exons: 1
Coding region: 1-906 (301 amino acids)
Biological process (GO): regulation of DNA-templated transcription
Molecular function (GO): sequence-specific DNA binding; DNA-binding transcription factor activity
Source: RefSeq, a predicted model, not a curated record